UAAAUAUGGCGGACGAGAUUAUCGAAGAAUUGUGACCAAAAGUCAUGUUUUCGUUGACGGAACUACCAAAUAACCAAGAAGAAGUCGGGAAACUUCUUGUAAAAGUUCAAGACGAUCUACGGCAUCUCAGGGAGCAAAUCAGCAAUGCAGUGGAAGGAAGAAGUGCAGAAAACUUGGAUUUCAAGGACAUUGAGAAGGCUAUCGCGAAAACAGAGCUGGGUGUCAAGAGCAAAACCUCACAUUACGUGCAGACGUUAAACAACCAGGUCCUUACAUUGCCAUCUCUUGAACAAAGUGCUUCAAAGAAGAAGGUUGAAGAGCGCAGCAGUAGCAGUCUUGAUGAAAAACCAAGUGCCUACCUAAAAAAGCCACAUGGCAUUCGACCCAAGCAAAGCUCAAACAAAGGUCUUCUUCAGCCAAUUAUUGUUGCAAAGAGUGGUGGAAAGCCUGCACCAAAUGUUCCCUCACCUGGCCAACAGAGUAAAGAUCUUCGUGCACUUCAAUUACUAACCAAGCCAGAACAUCCAGCCUCAAGGGUGAUCCUGAGGGACAAAUAUGGAGUUGCUUUACCACAUAUCCAAGAGAAAACUGAAGCUGGAGCUGUCAAGCAAAAGAUAGUCACAGGUUGCACAGUUGAACACCUGGCGACAUUGCCUCGUUCAAACAGAGUUGACCCUUCAAGAACGCCCCCUCCUGUCUCAGAAAAUGAUGCGAGGAAAGGAAUCCUCAGUCUUUUGGAAAGAGGUCUUAUUCCGCCGGCUGCUGAACUAUCGCUCGAACCAUCACCUGUUCGUCAUCAGCAAGCAAUGCUACAUGAUGCAAGAGAACAAUUCAUAAGGAUGAACAUGGAACCACCGGAAGAGUUCUGUGGAGUUGGUGGUUACAAUAUUGCUGCGGUGAAGACAGACAACACAAAUGCUCAAAACGCUAAGGAGACCUCGCUUGCUGAGCGUAAGAGAAAGAAAAUUGAUCAUUUACGGGACGCGAAUCAGGGCUGGACAGACAAUUCAGUAUUGCGAACUCCUCCGCGUGAUAUUAACGCUAUCUUACCGCUUCCAGCUCCUGUUCCUACGCCAUCCAGCGACGUCAAAUCUUCGCAUAAAUUUGUCAUUCAAAAUGGCCGAACUCGUUCAACAUCCCAGGAUUUCGCAGACUUCAAACGGCAUUACUGUUUAUCAUGGGGAAGCAUUUUGACGCUCAUUCUAAAAUUGGAAGAAAUUAUGCGAGAUUACUCCGUGCCGCUUGCAAUUAUCGACGGUGACAGACUGGCAGAUCUGGCCCUAGUAUUUGAACUGGAGGAGAGACCUAAACUGGAGCAUUUCCUAACGUGUGUUCUGAACUCCGAAGAUGUCGAGAAGACAAUCAGAAUGCCUGGUCGCCGCUACCUUGGUCCAGAUGGCGAGAAAAUGGCCGCUAUAAAAAUACAAUCUUCGUGGCGACGUUACCGGGACAGGGCGGCGUAUUUAAUCUAUCGUCAGCGUCAGUGGGCGGCCGGGGUAAUUGCAAUAUCAUGGAUCAUGAACUGUAAACUCUCGAUGAUUAGAAAACAACUGAAACAUCUCAGGCAGACACAGGCCGAGAAGUUUAAACUCCGUUCACGAAUUUUUCGUUCAAGAUGGACCAAAAUCAAGGAGUCAAGGAGAGUGGCUGUCCAUAUUCCUUCACUAGGUUACCCGCAGUUUAUUCGUGAUAAUCUCAGUGAUCUGCCGAUGCUUCAGAACCUACAGAUGGCAAGACUUUGCGACAUUGCAGAUUCUAAAGUCGAUGUAAUUUACGUGUGUCCUGUUGAACUUACGGACGAUGUCGAUCAAUAUUAUUCAAAAUUGCUUGCAAUGAGAGCUGCCUCUGAUUCUAAGCACGAAGCGAUUGAGAAUCGUUAUAAGAUUGUAGUUCCUGAUGCUGUUCAUAGAUUUCCUCACCACAACAUGUGCCUAGCCUCAAUCCUUAAGUACAGCCCGAAGACCAUCCAGAGGAUCAAAGCUCUGAUUAAGGGUCGUGACGCAUACAUUGUUCCUGGUGUCCUUCAUCAAGACGACCUUUAUUUAUCUGAUCUCCUGGAUUUACCAAUUCUGAGCCCAGACCCGGACGUGGCUAAUUUGUACGCAUCCAAGUCGGGAACGAAGAGGAUUUUCCUCGCGGCCAAAGUUGAAAUACCGCCCAGUGAAUUCGAUAUUUAUAGCUUACCUCAGCUUCACGAAUGCUUAGCUCAGGUUGUAACCGAAAAUCUUCACAUAAAACGAUGGCUGUUCAAGAUGGACAACGAAUUCGGCGGUCGUGGCACAGCGUACUGUGAUGUGACCCGGUAUCUUAGUUGUUUUGCGCCUGCGUGGAAGGAAUGCCGGAGAUACGGAGAGAAGUGGUCCAAGAAAUGGGCUCAUGAACCGACGUUGAUUAAAAUUGCGGCCGAAAUACCAGCGAUACUCGCCCAACAUGGCUGUCCUGCGUCCAAAGAAGGUUAUGCAACUUGGGAGAAGUUUCUCGAAGUCUUUCUUCAACGAGGUGGUAUUAUCGAGGCGUGUCCUCCUAGUGAAAGUAUUACAGCUGUAACCGUUGACAUCAUGAUUGAGCCUGAUGGAAAUAUAUCUGUUUUAAGUACGAGUGACCAGAUUCAUGCGACGUCUGUGUAUCAAUGUUGGGGCAACUCGGUUCCUCAGGCGUCAGUAGAUCCCAGCCUCCUGGUCGAAAAGGCCACGGCUAUAGCCAGUGCGUGUCGACAACGGGACAUCAUUGGAUAUAUCUCUAUAGAUUUUGUCACUUUCAUCGACCCAGAGACGAUGGAACAGGUGUUAUGGGCUGUGGACCUGAAGCUCACGCAUAGCGAUAGUUUGGCUCAAAUGAAGCUGAUGAAAUAUGUUACAAAUGGGACAUUUGAUGCGGAACGAAGUGUAUUUCAAGUUCCUGUCGUUGUCAAAAAACCCGAACCAACAUUAGGCCUGUCAAGACGACGUAAAACCAUCGUUCACGAAGAGCCUCCGCCAAGUCCAUAUCGUUAUGCGAUAUUCAGUUCCAGGCUCCAACACAGCAACUUGAGUGUGAUUCACUACAGCGUCUUCUUUCAAAUGUGUCGAGCACAUGGUAUCGGAUUUGACAUGAAGGAGAAAGCGGGCACAAUAUUUUGUUUGGUAGAUAGUUAUAAAAAGGAAUUCCUUACGAUGAUGGUAAUGAGUGAUGAUCUUCAAGGUUCGCUGUCGACUUUUGCACGCAAUUUGUCUGUAAUACAUCAAGAAAUAUCAGCUCCAAAUAUGCAAGGAAGAAGCAACUUUCAAGAAGCCAUAGACGACAUUGAUGAAAUAUUGGGAACGACAGAAGAGAAUCUCAAGCAACAUCGUGAUGGAAAAACUGCUCAGCUUCAGGCGCCGAGGCCAAAGGAACUUCAGCGCAUUCUGCAGGAGCAUCAGAGAAGCGUCUCGAAAGGUGUGGGGGACAAGCAAACAGAGGAGAGGGGGGCGACUCCAAGAGAUGAUGCUGAGGGUGGAAUAGCAAGAGAUACAGAGGAAAGGGCGAGCGAAAGGGGAACAGUUUCGGCGAUGCAAGAAACACAUCACGUUUCAGAACCUCACCCUUUGCAUCAACUAUCGUCUGCGUCUGUGAACAUAAACCCACCUCCCCCCUCCCCUCGGGAUGCAGCUAACAGUCACGUGAACGAGAAGAACGUUCAGCCUAAAUAUAAAAGAUGACAUCGUCAAAUAUGACGCUAUAUUUGGUAUAACUAUUAGCGACUGAUAUUUU
This is a messenger RNA of Dendronephthya gigantea, 3729 nucleotides long. RefSeq names its product IQ domain-containing protein H-like. The coding region runs from base 45 to 3677 and encodes 1210 amino acids. The record is from RefSeq and is a predicted model, not a curated record. Lineage: Eukaryota; Metazoa; Cnidaria; Anthozoa; Malacalcyonacea; Nephtheidae. The transcript has 34 exons. Gene Ontology annotation, molecular function: protein binding.